CAUUUAACAUUUGUACGAGUCUAUUUCGCCGGAGGCGUCUACGGUACUAGUUAAGACUCCGCCUGCCUACGUUUUAAUAGCGUAAGCUGAUCAAUCACCGCGCCGGUCGUCUACAACCCUAAAACAAUAUCGAAUUUUCAGAAUUUCAGGUUUCAGAUUCUCCAUAUCCAUCGAUUCAGCUCUUUCAGCAGAUGAGAAAAGCCCUAAUUUUGAUUUUCUAGAAGAAAAAAAAAAUCAGAAGAUGGGUGCGAGUGAGUUUCGUUUCUUCCUCUCCUGCGAUCUCAAUUCGCCCGUCACUUUCCGUAUCGAGAAGCUCGAUGGAACCCUCCCCGUCGAGAAAUCUACUGAUUCGGAGGACAAAAGACCAGAGCUUUACGUUGAGUGUGCAUUGUAUAUAGAUGGAGCUCCUUUUGGUCUUCCCAUGAGAACAAGGUUGAACACUACAGGGCCACCAUACUCCUGGAACGAACUCAUCACUCUCAGUUCUAAAUAUCGGGACUUGACUGCUCACUCGCAACUUGCCAUCACGGUAUGGGAUGUUUCGUGUGGAAAAGGUCAGGGACUCAUUGGUGGUGCCACGAUCCUUCUCUUUAACAGCAAGAUGCAAAUGAAAUCAGGAAAGCAGAAGCUUAGGCUCUGGCAGGGGAAGGAAGCGGAUGGUUCAUUUCCUACCUCUACUCCUGGAAAGGUUCCACGGCAUGAACGAGGCGAGCUAGAGCGUUUGGAGAAGCUCAUGAAUAAGUUUGAAAGGGGGCAGAUCCAAAGUAUUGAUUGGCUGGACCGACUUUUGUUGAAAUCCUUGGAUAAGAUCAAGGAACAAGAAAGCUCCAAACAUGGAAACUCAUAUCUCUACUUGGUUGUCGACUUUUGUAGUUUUGAACAUCGAGUCGUAUUUCAGGAGUCUGGAGCCAAUUUGUUGAUAACUUCCCCAAUAGGAUCAACAAAUGAAUUUGUUACUGUCUGGGAUACAGAACUAGGAAAGUUUAAUCCUUCAGAGCACAAGCAACUUAAGCUUGCAAGGAGCUUGGAUCGUGGCAUUAUUGACAGGGAUCUCAAGCCGAGUAAUACCGAGCGGAAAUCAAUACAAAGAGUUCUAAAAUAUCCGCCAACAAGGACUUUGAGUGGAGAUGAAAGACAACUUCUUUGGAAGUUUCGUUUCUCUCUGAUGUCUGAAAAGAGAGCUCUAACAAAGUUUCUUCGCUGCGUGGAGUGGAGUGAUGUUCAGGAAGCGAAGCAAGCAAUUCAACUGAUGUACAAAUGGGAAACGAUAGAUGUAUGUGAUGCCUUGGAGCUAUUGUCUCCUCUAUUCGAAAGUGAAGAGGUUCGAGCUUAUGCUGUGAGUGUCCUUGAAAGAGCUGAUGAUGAAGAGCUCCAGUGUUACUUGCUUCAACUGGUUCAGGCUCUCCGUUUUGAACGCUCUGAUAGAUCCAGACUUUCUCAGUUCCUCGUCCAACGGGCAUUGCAGAAUAUUCAGCUGGCCAGUUUUUUUCGCUGGUAUGUUGCUGUUGAACUUACUGACCAUGUCUAUAACAAGCGAUAUUUCAGCACAUACGACUUACUCGAGCAGAGUAUGAAAAAGCUGCCGCCUGAUGUUAAUGGAGAAGAUGGAAAUAAACUGUGGCAAAGUUUGGUGGGCCAAACAGGACUUACUGCUCAGUUAGUUUCCAUUACACGAGAAGUGAGAAAUGUACGUGGAAACACCCAGAAGAAAAUUGAGAAGCUCAGGCAGCUUUUAAGUGGACUCCUUAGCGAACUCACCUACUUUGAAGAGCCUAUUCGAUCACCGCUUACCCCUAGUGUCCUCAUAAAAGGGAUUGUUCCCGGAGAAUCAACGCUCUUUAAAAGUCAAUUGAAUCCUCUGAUGCUAGCUUUCCGAACAGAAGACGAAGGAAGUUGUAAAGUUAUUUUUAAGAAGGGAGAUGAUCUCCGGCAAGACCAACUGGUUGUUCAAAUGGUUUGGCUCAUGGAUAGACUGCUUAAGCUAGAAAAUCUUGAUCUGUGCCUGACUCCUUAUAAGGUGUUAGCAACUGGACAUGACGAAGGAAUGUUGGAGUUCAUACCAUCCCGUUCUUUGGCUCAGAUUCUCUCAGAGCACCGAAGCAUAACAAGUUAUCUGCAGAAGUUUCAUCCUGAUGAGCAUGCUCCUUUCGGGAUAACAGCAACUUGCCUCGAGACUUUUAUAAAAAGCUGUGCGGGGUAUUCUGUGAUCACGUAUAUACUUGGCAUUGGAGACCGACACCUGGACAACCUCCUCCUUACAGAUGAUGGCCGUCUUUUCCACGUUGAUUUCGCGUUUAUACUCGGUAGAGAUCCUAAACCAUUCCCUCCACCGAUGAAGCUCUGUAAAGAAAUGGUGGAAGCCAUGGGCGGAGCAGAAAGCCAAUACUACACAAGGUUCAAAUCUUACUGUUGUGAAGCCUACAACAUUCUCCGGAAAUCAAGCAACCUUAUUCUGAAUCUGUUCUAUCUCAUGGCGGGUUCCACUAUUCCAGAUAUAGCCUCAGAUCCAGAGAAGGGCAUUCUCAAACUCCAAGAAAAGUUUAGGCUUGAUAUGGACGACGAAGCAUGCAUCCAUUUCUUCCAAGAUCUGAUUAAUGAAAGCGUAAGCGCUCUGUUCCCGCAAAUGGUUGAAACCAUACACAGAUGGGCUCAAUACUGGCGUUGAGAACCAGUGUUAACUUUAUCGGGGUUAGCCGGAAAAUGUAUAUGCUAUUUUUACUAUCUCACGUCAAUAAAACACACUCGAAGGUUUGAUUUAUGUUCUUGGCUUUUACAUACUCUGACAAAACUAUUACUCUGUAAAUAAACUUGUUAACCCUGAAUAUGUUCGUUUGUGUUGUUGCCA
This is a messenger RNA of Brassica oleracea var. oleracea, 2845 nucleotides long. Its product is annotated as phosphatidylinositol 3-kinase VPS34. Gene Ontology annotation, biological process: phosphatidylinositol-3-phosphate biosynthetic process; phosphatidylinositol-mediated signaling; endocytosis. The record is from RefSeq and is a predicted model, not a curated record. Lineage: Eukaryota; Viridiplantae; Streptophyta; Magnoliopsida; Brassicales; Brassicaceae. The transcript is spliced from 17 exons. Gene Ontology annotation, molecular function: 1-phosphatidylinositol-3-kinase activity. Gene Ontology annotation, cellular component: phosphatidylinositol 3-kinase complex, class III, type II; membrane; phosphatidylinositol 3-kinase complex, class III, type I. The coding region runs from base 242 to 2665 and encodes 807 amino acids.